Messenger RNA from Colossoma macropomum (tambaqui), 517 nucleotides. It is a transcript of the gene cunh17orf67, whose product is annotated as chromosome unknown C17orf67 homolog. Bases 18 to 275 code for a protein of 85 amino acids. The record is from RefSeq and is a predicted model, not a curated record. The transcript is spliced from 4 exons. NCBI's taxonomy places the organism in Eukaryota, Metazoa, Chordata, Actinopteri, Characiformes, Serrasalmidae.
UGAAGGUGGACGCCAAGAUGAAGCUGCUGCCGCUGCUCUUCUGCUUGCUCCUGCUGACCUUCUGCUCAGAAGCCAAUCCUGUGAUCAAAGAGAGCUUCGCCAAGCAGCUCCUCCGCAGCAAGAGGCAGAAACCGGGACACCCGGAUGAGCCGAUGAGGGAGCACAUGCUGUAUUUGCAGCGUUUGGAGCAGAGGGCUCGUGAGACUAAUCUGGAACACUGGCUGAAUCCUCACUGCUUCCCGCGCUGUGACCGUAACUAUGGUUACCCCGUCUGACCGCUCGGCAUAUGAGAGGGAUGAACCAUGACGUGACGACCACGAGAUGGCAUGCGGAGGAAGUGACUCCAUAAUCUGAGGAGGACAACUGCUCAUAAACAACGCAGAUGAUUCCAGAUAUACUGUAGAUUAUAUAACACUAUAAUAAACAUAUAUCAGUGUAUAAGAGUAUAUGAGGCAGUAGAGAUCUGUAUUUAGUCGUAUGUAGAUCAGUGCAGUAAUAAAGCUUAAUGUAACUGAUA